Molecule: messenger RNA, 1801 nt
Organism: Maniola jurtina (meadow brown)
Lineage: Eukaryota; Metazoa; Arthropoda; Insecta; Lepidoptera; Nymphalidae
Exons: 11
Coding region: 51-1586 (511 amino acids)
Source: RefSeq, a predicted model, not a curated record
UCUAAGUUGUUAUUAUAAUUAUUAGUCGUUGUUUAUCCGUCGUAGUGACAAUGCGGCUUCUGUGCAUAUAUUUGUUGUUGCAAACGGUAUCGACUCUAGCAGCUUUCAGAGGAUAUCAUGGAGGCUCCCGCGUGUGCGACCAAUGGAAAUGCCUGAACGGAAAAUUCAAUUUCACCGAAGUGUUACCACAAAAGGAUCGGUACAGUGAAUUCAUCAAGGGUCGUCUUCCAGCUGAAUGGCAUAUCCUUGCGGAUAAUGCUGUGGACAGGUGCUAUGAGUUUCAAACGAUGGAAAAAUACACUAAUACGUGUCCCGGACAGGGCUUGUUGCACUGUGUUAUGGAUAAAUUGAUUCAGGGCUGCCCGUUGGAGUACUGGCAGCAACGCGACGCCUGCGCGCCCGUGUCAAGUCUAGCCGGAAAUAACUACAUGUUUUCUCAAAGCCGGUACGAGAAUCUGCAAGAGAAUAUGCCGUUAGAAAGAAGAUCUGCUCAGUUUUUAGAAAAUUACUUCAAGUCCAAAUGCUGCGACUUGCCACAGCUGUUCAAUGACAGUUUGCUCAGUGAGUGUGGCUUCACUGAGAUGUUGCACUACAUCUAUCGCGAAGCGAACUUGAAAACGGCCUUUAGAAGUGGACCUAGUAUACAGGACGUAGCAACAAAGAGGGCAGAUGGUAACGUGGUUGGUGAGGUUUAUAAUUUCCAUAUGUUACCAGAAACUACAACUUCAGCUUCAAACUUCGAAUACGCUACUAUUACUGAUGAGGAGGGACAAGACGAUCAAAUCGAAGAGAUUCAAGAUCCAUUAGAUUGCUGCCAGCAAAUAGACGACUUCAUCCAACCCAACUGGAGAGCUGAAUGUGAUUUUGAACUGAAGUGGGAUUCCAAACACAGACUCACAUACCGAAACUAUAAUGACGAUAUACCAACAAAUACCAAACAGUGCAAAGAUCUGCCACCAGCGAUGUCUUGCGUCCUUAACAAUAUGGGUCUCUUGAACCAGUGGGGAUUCGUCAACCACUUCGGUAUGAAGAACAGAAUCCGGGAGUACAGUAACUACAGGCCAUCCUACCUGUAUGAAGUCCUCAAUGCUGCCUUUUUGUUUGCACCGUGGUAUGAUGACUUUUGCAACUCGCCGAGGAAACUGUUUAAUUUGCUCGAUGCAAUGUUGUUGGUAUGUGAUCUGUCAAAGCGUCGCACGAACCAUCAAUGCAAUAUAAUGUUCACGGAAAUAAGUAACUCCCUAUCGAAUACAUCGAGAGUAGCCCUCGAUGAAAUACAGAGGAAUUCCAACAGAGGCUCAGGAUACGUGUAUGAUGGAGGCUAUUCUUCACGAAAACUUCUAAAUAACCAACAAAGUACAAGACCAACGUUAUCUAGUAGUAAAGUAAAAUUUAAUACAACUUAUAACGCCAAAAGAUACGACUUUGGCGUGUUAGGUUUAUUAGGGACCCCGCCGCCAGUGAGUUUAAUAGAUUUGAAACCUAAAAACAAAACCUUGGUUCUGUUGCCAGUUUAUCAAAGGACACCAAAACAUGAUCCCUUGGCUAUUAAUUCUUUGCAUAAUGAUGGUGUUUUAAGGGGAUGAAAUCCGUGUAAGGCGUAGAACAAGCUAUAUAUAGAUUUUUGCGCGCCAAAGAAUAGAAUGGAAUCGGAAUAUUUUUUAUUCUAAUAAACUUUUACAAGUACUUUUGGAUCGUCAAUUGUGUCUACCAUCAAAUGCUUGUCUAGUCUAAGACAGAUCUAGAGAGCUACUUUGACUUUGGUCAGAUUUUAGUGCGAGUGGAAACGAGACAGAUAAUA